Molecule: messenger RNA, 3915 nt
Organism: Pocillopora meandrina
Lineage: Eukaryota; Metazoa; Cnidaria; Anthozoa; Scleractinia; Pocilloporidae
Source: the annotation of a GenBank genome assembly
AUGGCUGUAUUAAAAGCGAUAGUAAGUCUCUAUCGCGCUAGAGAAGAGAACCCUAUAAAAAGAUAUAAGACCAGGGUUAAAGUCGCGGAAGAGAAUAAAUUAUUUUCGUCGUUCCAAAAAAAUAUUAUCGUGUUUCUUGGGCUCAACGAGCAAGCUCAAAAGUUCGGCUUGGGGUCAUUUGACCUGAAAUUUUACCGCCUGACCAAAAUCAAUGGCAAAGCGGAGAAUUACGCCAUAACAACACAGAAGCAACUGGAGCUGGAAUUGCCCUUCUUGCUUGGCUCAGAUGGGGAAAGCGAACUAAACGGUAAGAAAUCCGUAAUUUGAAUAAAAAUGGACUAUAUGUGUGUAUAAAAAUGCUCAGAUUUGCUAUAUUUAGAAGUUGCUGCCAGCAGGCACAUGGUAAUACUUUCGCUAUCGCCAGUCAAGAACCGACUAUGCUCUGGAGUUUUGUAAUUUCUGUAUAGAAUUCUGUAAAAAGCCUAGUCGUAUAACAUUUUUAAUGCACGUUUUUGCUGGAUUAUGUACAAGUCACGUUAAGUUAUUGGAUGCUGCAAAAUACCGGACAAAACGUCCAGGAAAUCGAUGCAAUUUUAAAAAACGCUCAGUGCCCGAUUGAUCAAAGAACAAAGGCGAUAAGUGCUGUGCAGUCGAGCUGGCAAUCAACGCGGGUCACCUUAAUUCAUACAAUUCUGACAAAAAUUCAAUCAUCUUUUUUUCAGUUCAUGUGAUACAGUCUGUCAUUCAAUGGGGGAGGAACCCUGUCGUGGUGGUUAAACGACAAGAUGACAAUGUCAAAAGAAGCAACCCCCAGAACCCUAAGGAAGAAUCGAAAUCAUCAACUAAAGGAAAUCACGUCAAGAUACAAAAGAGGAUAGAGCGCUUGUGAAGAAACUUAAAGAAGAUGAUGCGAUAGCUGUGCGAACCGAUCGUCAACAGAGUGAGCUACGUGCGCUAAAUGCAGGUACAGUAUAUUAAAUUUUAAUAUAACAAUAGCUUCGGCAAAUAUUUCAGUAUAAGCGAAGAAAACGUCCAGAACUCUAUAAAAGUACAAACCUGUCUUUGAUCAAGGAUUUGGGGAUUUCCUGUAAUUAUUUAUUUUCACAUGGCUGAAUUUCUGCAGUCAAAUAUGAGGCUUCUAUAGCAUUCCAUGUAAAAGGAAAAUUCUGCGUUCGAGUUCUGUUCCCACCAUACGUAUGCUUAUGUCGAAUUUCUAAGCAUGAAGGAACUACUAGGAUUUCCUCGUUCAUCUCAGAGUUACCCUCAGCAUCUAAUUCGCCGGGUGGAAAGAGCCAAUGUCGUAUCUAAAAACAAAGCACGUCGACUAAUAACCAAGGCGGAGGGUCUGGAACUUGAACCACUAAAUUUGUUGUACAUGUACACAGCGCACUGGGUUUUGUGAUGCAUCCAAGACCGGUUUAACAGGUUCCGUGUUCAUAUUGAGCUGAGCACGCGAACGAUUAAAAAAAAAAUCAUGGAACAUCGUUAGAUAAAAUUUUUAUUAGACAUUUUUGUGCGGUAUUGCUGUACAUUUGUACUCGUCAUUUUUAUUUUCACUUACCCUUCGGGCUGGCCAAAAUACUGCAAGACUCUUAGAAAUAUACGGCGAUACUACACACUAAAAUUCCGUUCAAGAUAUAUAUCGUUGUGUUUUCAUUUUAGCCCGUUUUAACAAAAAUGUCUUACAGCUGAAUGUAAAAUAGCAUAUUGGAGUUAUGCACAUAUAAUUAUAUCAAAAAGGCCAGUUACUCCUUCUGUAUUUUUAUUAUAAUUUGUUUCAGAGCUUGAGAAACUUGAAGGUUCGACAGCCAUCAAUGAGGCAAAAAUCAAAUGAGGUCUUUGCUGCAAGUCGUACUCAGUUCAACUUGACAGAAAGACGGCAGGAAAAAUAUUAUUCUUCAAAACAAGUAAGUAUUUUUGUGACAACGACAGUAUUUGCGCUUUGCUAAAUAAUCGCUUUUAAUUUACCUUUAAGAACUUUUAUUAUAAAUUUAAUAACGUCCUUUAAUCAGGUUAUAGUGUCAGAAUUUCCACGUGAUCCGACUUCAAUGAGGUAACACCAUACACGGUGUCCCACUCAGCAAUCCUGUAAAACAGCGGAUAUUUAUUUUAAAUUGUUACUUUCAUAUUGAAGUUUACAAGUUUAGUUGUAUGUACGCAUGUGUUUGAAAACUGUCUUUUUCUUUUGUUGUUAUAGCCCACUUCAAUGCAUGUCAAAAAAGAGGAGAGCCGGAGUUAAGGGAGUAAAAACGUUAGAGAACUUCUUUACUAAAGAAGCUGCAAAAUGUUUACCUGAACCUACAGGCUCUAUUCUGACCGUAUCAAAUGACGAUGAACAGGAUCAAUAUGACGGCGCGGACGCAAUUGUUUCUGAGAAGUAAUGUCGCUAUUCUAUGACUUUUGUUACAGUGUACGUUAGUUUAUGUCACAGUCGUUUGUUUAUUUCCUGUAUGUGAUUGCUUAUUGCUACACUUACGAACUGUUCAGAGAAGGGCGAAUAAGCUAGGUUUGGUAAACCUUGAUAGUUUUUGAUUUUCGACUAGACGACGUAUUACAGCGAAUAGUUUUUAAUUAAAUGUGAAAUGUCUAGGAAAUAAAAGUCAAUCUAUUUACCAGAUGCCCUCAAGAGUUCAAUGCAACGUGUUCUUUUAUACAGUGCUAUAUAAUAAGUUGACCAUGAACCUACGAAGAUUAACGACUUGAUCAGUCAACAAAUCAGUUUCGUAACGCAGCAGAUGGCCACUAGGAUACAUUGACUAAGAAACUACUUCAAGAAAAUUUUAGGACCUUGGCGACCUAGUGUUUUUCAUUUACAGUGAAAGUGAUGACUUUGAUAUCGGUAGUCCAUCAGCUACAGCUUUCCCAGCUUACUUGGAAGAGGAAGACUGCGGUGGAGAAAUAAUAGAACGCGGUUCUGUUGAGUUCGAAGGCGGGAAAAGCGAAGUCCCUGUUUCGAGAAGAACAUUGCUCGCGUGACAUUUGCGUUACGUUUAAAAGUUUAUUUAGUUUAAUAUUUCACUUUUUCUUUUCACUUAUUGAUCACAUUGAUUGACAUUGAAAUAUGAGUAAGUUGAUGGUUUUUAGUUAGUUUUUACACAUGUCGUGUCGGAGGUAUGAAUCAGGAUAGCUUUCCCGUUUUUAAUGGUUACACAGUUCAGUUUAACUCUGGAAUCCCGUCACGAAGUAAGUCAGUUGUUUUAAGUCGUUUUUGGUUUUCUUAAGCUUUGUUACAUUCAAUUAUUCGAGUUGAUUUCUGUUAGUGUAAUUUCUGUAAGACCGCAUGUAAUUAGCGGUUAAAUCUGUUCGUGUUUUUAAGAUUAUAUGAUGUGCUUUGGUCUCUUAUUUUUGGUUAGGUUCUGUUGUUUAGGAAUGUUAUUUAUUUUAUUGUUUCAGAUCGAAUAAAUUCUUGUAAAAUUUAUACGGUUCGGGAUUGUUCAGAGUCACGUAAUUUGGUUUUCAUCCGACGGACCAGUUCCUACCUCAAAUGACGAAGACGACACUGAGGAACUUACAGCUGAUGAUUUGAUAUCCUUCACUGUGUAAGUUUUACCAAUGAACUUUGUUGGUUUUGUUAUGCCCGUAUUGGAUGAAUGCUUGUGUUUCAUUAUCACAGCGCACAGUUCUACUGACAGCCCACAAUACCUUACUAAAUAUAGUCUGUAAAAGGUUACAAUUGCCCAAGGUAAAUUUAAUCUAACUGUUUUUUCUUUGUUGGGCUCCACAGAUGCGUAGAGAGGGUUCAUCCAUUGGCCGAAAGGUUACAUAAACAAAUCAAAGAAGGAAAGAUUCCCGAGGAAGGGCGACCCUAAAAGCCGGAACGGUGGAAUGGAGGAAUGGCGGAAAAUGACCCCAAAUCCUAAAGCACGGAACGGCGGAAAAUGACCCCAAAUCCUAAAACACGGAACGGCGGAAAAU